Messenger RNA from Ictalurus punctatus (channel catfish), 2511 nucleotides. It is a transcript of the gene ptger2a, whose product is annotated as prostaglandin E receptor 2a (subtype EP2). Gene Ontology annotation, biological process: adenylate cyclase-activating G protein-coupled receptor signaling pathway; cellular response to prostaglandin E stimulus; positive regulation of cytosolic calcium ion concentration. NCBI's taxonomy places the organism in Eukaryota, Metazoa, Chordata, Actinopteri, Siluriformes, Ictaluridae. Gene Ontology annotation, cellular component: plasma membrane. The record is from RefSeq and is a predicted model, not a curated record. Gene Ontology annotation, molecular function: prostaglandin E receptor activity. The transcript is spliced from 2 exons. The coding region runs from base 396 to 1496 and encodes 366 amino acids.
AACCUGGUCAAUCAUUUUUGUCAGUGAAAGUCGGCACGGAGCUCACUCACCAGGAGCGCGCGCGCACCCGGGAACAUCAGCACCGCUGGAAUGACACGUUUUUGACGCGAUCAUGGAUAAAGCAACACGUGAAUUGAUGUUUUUUGAUCACCUGUACGGAUUCCGAGCGUUUUUACUGCUGAUGUGUUAUUAACGUUUAUGUUUUAUGACGUUUCUGGUUGAAUAACUUCUCAUUUGAUUCGAAUCUCCGCGCCACGGUGUCUUUAGGAGCCCAAAGUUCUACCGGUUCCAUGUAGGCGACCUGUUGGAGUUUCACGCUUUGAAUAGCGUGUAAAAACAAACAAACAAACAAAACAACAAUAAAAACUGAAAUCCAGAAGAUUUCCCGGUCGUGAAUGGACGUUAUGGUCGCGGGGAACGAGAGCUGUUAUAAGACGCAGAACGUGGAGAAUAACGCGAGCCCGGUGAUCAGCGCGCUCAUGUUCGCGGCGGGUGUGCUGGGAAACGCGGCGGCGCUCCUGCUGAUCGAAGUGCGCAGACGGAAAGAGCGCAGCCGCAAGCAGCACGAGCAUCAGAGGCGCACCUUGUUCCACGUGCUUGUGACCGCGCUUGUGGUAACCGACUUGGCGGGCACGUGCCUGGUCAGCCCUCUCGUGCAAGCCGCGCACGCGCUCAACACCACGCUGAUUGCCAUGAGCGACAACAAGGGCGCGUGCCACUACUUCGGCUUCGCCAUGACCUUCUUCAGCCUGGCCACGCUCUCGCUGCUGCUCGCCAUGGCGCUCGAGCGCUACCUUUCCAUCGGCUUCCCGUACCUGUACGGGCGGCGCGUGAGCACGCGCUGCGGCUACGUCGCCAUCCCGUGCAUGUACGCGCUGUGCGCGCUCUUCUGCUGCUUGCCCUUCGCGGGGUUCGGCAGAUAUGUGCAGUACUGCCCCGGCACCUGGUGCUUCAUCGACAUGAACCCGAAACGCAGCGCGGACCGGGUGUUCGCCAACGUCUACGCCACCGUCAUGCUGCUCAUGGUGCUCGCGAUAGCCGCGUGCAACUGCUUCGUGGCUUAUCACCUGGUGCUGAUGUACCGAAGGCGCACGGUGAACCGAGGAAGCUCGGUCACGCGCAGACCCUUUUCUCUCUCACAGGAAGUGGAGUAUCUCAUCCUAUUAGUCAUCAUGACGGUUAUAUUUGUCAUAUGCAGCCUGCCGUUAAUGAUCCGAGUGUACAUUAACUCAUUAACUGUCCAGGAGCGCUACGACAGCAAGACUGACCUUAUCGCGCUGCGAUUCAUCUCCGUCAACUCCAUCAUCGACCCGUGGGUGUUCAUCAUCCUCAGCCCCUCGAGACUGCGUUUCCUUCUGGGGGCGCUGUGCAAGGCCGGAAACAGGAACUCGAUCUACAGAACCUCGCUGGCCAAAAACUCCGAAGGGCCGAUCGAUCUGUGCCAAAACAUCACCACUGAGAUCACGCACAUGAGCAAAUCCGCUCAGAUGAUAUGACGAAGGAUUUUACAUGAAACUGAUAAAAAAAAAAAUGUAAAAAGAAGAAUGUACUUCCCAAACCCUGAGAAAGCACAUGGGGUUCUCAGGUGCAGAGGGGUUUGGUGAGAUUGGGAUCUUUUCAAGGUCAGCCGUUCUGAUUGGCAGAGAGAUACGAUCUCCAUGGUGACGGAGGCUGGGAGAGGUUGUUGCUGUUGUUGUUGAUGUUGUUGUGUUCUUUGAAACCACUAAAGGAAAUGUUUUUUUUUUUGUUUUUUUUAAAGUAAAGACUGAAUUUGCUCAGCUCUUAAAAAAAAAAAAACACCUCAACAUGACUGACAGUAUGAAGUAUGUUCUAGAUGCAUCUUUAAGGCAUGUCAUGCGACAUGACCAUCAGGAGACGCGCCAUAUGUUGCAUAUGAAAGAGUGGAAUAUGAGAUGCUGUGUUACUGCUAAAUUUUUUUUUUUUUAAAAACUUCAACGAUGGACAAAUGGACAAAGUUCGUUCCACAAAGGCAACGUGUGUAUGCGCAUCACCCCGUGUUGGCUCUUUUAUGGUGCUUAAUGGGGAAUCGGUGGAAAGCAAGUCAUGCGAGUCGUAGACUCAUUCUUACGUCGUCAGGAUAUAAAGCGUUUAUCGAGAUUUAAUUGCAGUGACACUACGUCACAUGGUCAUCUACCCUUAAGCUGUCGUGCCGAAUUGUGAAUCUGUUAUUAAUUUAAACGGGAGUUAGUCAUUUCCGUAAUCCGUUUGUGUGUCGACGUGUUCGUGUUUUAAUGUUGUGUGUCGAAUGUGUCGUACAAACCCAUGUGUAAUUCAGGAAGCCGAUCUAUGGGUUCAAACUGUACCUCAUUUCUGAGUACUGAGAUUGCAUUUGCACUGAGCUGUGAAAAAUGUCAAGCUUGUGUUUGUGACUGUGUGAUGAAUACAAUGUAUGAAGCAUUGUUGUGAAACUGUGCGUCAGGGUCGUUUGACUUCUGUCAGCAGCAUUAAUAAGUCCAAGGCAGAAAAAUAAACCCCUUUGAUUUAUCGCCA